AUGCAUCGCAGCUACCCGAACUUUUCUUUCACCGUGGAAAGCGAGUGCCAAGAGGGAACAAAGGCAAGAACGGGGACUGUGAGCACACCACACGGACUUGUUCAGACCCCGGCGUUCAUCUUCUGCGCGACGAAGGCGGCAAUCAAGGGGCUCUCCGCUGAGACUAUGAAGGAAUGCGGCAGCCAGAUAAUCUUGAGCAACACCUACCACCUCCUCGUCCAGCCCGGGGGCGAGAUGAUCGAAAAGAUGGGGGGCCUGCAGAAGGCAACCCGCUGGGAGGGACCUAUGCUUACCGACUCCGGGGGGUACCAGAUCUUCAGCAUGGGGCACGGGUCCGUGGGAAAUGAGAUCAAGGGCCGGCGCGGCGCGGAAGGAGGCGCGGAGUUUGCGCCUUCUCUGGUCAGCAUUUCCGAAAAGGGUGCGCGAUUCAAGAGCUACUACGACUGCUCCAUCAAGUCUCUCACCCCUGAGCGGUCUAUCGAGAUUCAGAGGCAACUGGGGGCCGACCUUGUGGUGGUAUUAGACGAGUGCACCCCGUUCCACGUGGACAAGGACUACACCAAGUCCUCCAUGCACCGCACGCACCGGUGGGCGAUGCGCAGCCUGAGGGAGUUCAUCGACGGGGACGAUGGCACUCAAGCGCUGUACGGCAUCAUCCAGGGGGGCGUGUACCCGGACCUCAGGAACGAAGCGGUGGAGUUCGUCAACAAGGCGCCCUUCUUCGGAAUCGCCGUCGGGGGUAGUCUUGGAGCUGACAAGGCGACAAUGCACCAAGUGGUGUCUCACACCAUGGCGAACGUGCGACGCGACCGUCCGGUUCACCUUUUGGGGAUUGGCGGAAUCGCCGAUAUCUUCCACGGGGUCCGGCAAGGAGUAGACACGUUUGACUGCGUGCACCCUACGAGGCUCGGCCGUCACGGCGGCGCGCUAGUCAAGGCCAGCUUCUGGACCCGCGAGCAGGAGCUGGAAGAAGAGCGGGCCAAUCAGGACGCAGCAGCAGAAGCAGCAGCAGCAGCAACAGCGGAAGAGGAGGCCUCUAUCGGCGGGGACACGAUGGCCGCUGGGGUAGGGGCGAGCAAGAGGAAGAAGAGGAGGAGGAGCGGUGACGUCCGUAAGAAGCGACACCCCGUCGUGCCCAGGGAACACGUGAACCUUCUCAAGGGGCGGUACCGGGAAGAUCACCGGGUGAUAGAUGAGGAUUGCGGCUGUCCCACCUGCCGGGGGGGCUACACCCGGGCCUACAUCAACCACCUGGGUAGGGCCGGCGAGCUCCUCGGCGGCAUGCUGGUCUCCCAGCACAACGUCUUCUUCAUGAACGAACUCAUGACGUCGAUUCGGACGGCCAUUGCCGAGGGCAGGCUGGCUGAGGAAGAGGACAAGUGGCUCGCGCCGGGGCUAAGGGCUAGGGAUUUCCACAAGAGAGCGGCGGCAGAGGCGGCGGCGGCAGAGGCGGUGAAAGCGGCUGCAGGAGAGGAAAGCGGGGAAUCCCAUCACUGA
Messenger RNA from Ectocarpus siliculosus, 1497 nucleotides. The record is from the annotation of a GenBank genome assembly. NCBI's taxonomy places the organism in Eukaryota, Phaeophyceae, Ectocarpales, Ectocarpaceae.